Molecule: messenger RNA, 4576 nt
Organism: Cyprinus carpio (common carp)
Lineage: Eukaryota; Metazoa; Chordata; Actinopteri; Cypriniformes; Cyprinidae
Product: period circadian protein homolog 1-like
Biological process (GO): negative regulation of transcription by RNA polymerase II; entrainment of circadian clock by photoperiod; circadian regulation of gene expression
Cellular component (GO): cytoplasm; nucleus
Molecular function (GO): transcription cis-regulatory region binding; transcription corepressor binding
Source: RefSeq, a predicted model, not a curated record
ACGGAGAAACGCUCCCACCAAUGGGAGUCGAGCAGGCGUGGCUCCGGUCGGCUAGACACUCACGUGGGCCUGAUGUGUUGUGUUCCGGAGGAGUAAUGGAGGGGCUCACGAGAAACUGGAGCAAGUGAUUCUUGAACAUAAACAUCAAACCUUCAUUGUUAAUGUGGAAAAAAGCAGCGGAGCAUCUAGAUUGUGGAUCAGAGCUUCAGUAGAGGUGGGCAGUGGUUGGAGGAGAACCUGCAGCGGGGAAUGCCGGGAGGAGACGGCUUUCCCGAUGGAGAAGAGGAGAACUCUUCUCCAGGCUCCAGCAAGCAUGCGGGGCAGACGGACCUAACUACCAGCGGGCAGGACCCCGGGACCAGCAGAACCAGAUCUGGUUCAGGUGAGGAGGAAGAGGCUGAGGAGCAGCGAGGAAGAACCAGCAGAGGGGAAAGCUCAGCAGGGUGUGAGGAGAGCGGAGGAGAGCAGACGCACGAGGAUGUGGACAUGAACAGCGGCCAUGACUCCAGCAGCGGAAACGACAGCGUCAGUGGGUCACGACAUCAUCAUUCACCGGCCAGUCGCAGCCCUGGAAGCACCACGGGAUCAGGAAGCACCAAGAGUGAGCAGACGGAGCGCGGCCGUGAGCAGACGCACCGGGAGAUGAUGCAGACGGUGCAGGAGAUGAAGAAACGGCUGCCGUCUGAGAAGAGAAGCCGCAGUAAAGCCAGUACUAUAGAGGCACUGAACUAUGCACUGAAAUGUGUCAAACAAGUACAAGCAAACAGUGAGUACUACAACUUACUAAUGAGCAGCGGACUGGAGGAGAGACGAGAGGCUACUGUGUGCACGCUGGAGGAGCUGGAGGGAAUCACAUCAGAACACACACUGAAAAACACUGACACGUUUGUGGUGGUCUUCUCUCUGGCCUCCGGGAAGGUGGUUUACGCGUCCGAACAGGCCUCCACGCUCCUUCACUGCAAGAGGAAGUUUCUGGAAUCUGCCAAGUUCGUGGAGCUGCUGUACCAUCAGGACGUCAAUGUGUUUUACUCGCACACGGCGCAACUGCAGCUGCCACCCUGGAACGUGGGCACAGACAGCGCGGCGGUUCUGUUUGAAUGUGCCCAGGUCAAGUCCUUCUUCUGUCGAAUCAGAGGAGGGAAGGAUAGAGAUGGAGAAAUGCGUUAUAGUCCUUUCCGGAUCACUCCGUACCUGCUGAAGGUUCAGGUGUUGAGCGGAGAGGAGGAGCCGUGCUGUCUGGCUCUGGCCGAGCGCAUCAUCUCAGGAUAUGAGGCCCCUCGCAUUCCCAUGGACAAGCGCAUAUUCAGCACCACUCAUUCGCCAGGCUGUGUCUUUUUAGAAGUGGAUGACCGAGCGGUGCCUUUGCUCGGCUACCUCCCUCAGGACCUGAUCGGUACCUCAGUUCUGACCUGCCUGCAUCCAGACGACCGCCUGCUCAUGCUGGCCAUGCACCGCAAAAUUCUGAAGUAUGCAGGCCAGCCUCCGUUUGAACACUCGCCCAUCCGCUUUCGGUGUCAGAACGGCGACUACAUCACCCUGGACUCUAGCUGGUCCAGCUUCAUCAACCCUUGGAGCCGAAAGGUGGCCUUCAUCAUCGGCAGGCACAAAGUUCGCACUGGACCUCUGAAUGAGGACGUUUUUGCCACGCGGAGUAAAGCCGAGCAGCCGAUCAUGUGUGAGGACAUUAAAGAGCUGCAAGCCAUGAUCUACAAGCUCUUCCUUCAGCCGGUUCAUAAUAAUGGAUCCAGUGGCUAUGGCAGUCUGGGUAGUAACGGCUCCCACGAGCCACCAUCAGUGUCGUCGUCCAUCGACAGUAACGGAACCUCUGGGACGAUUCACACAGAGAACCAAGCACGGCUGAAAACAAAUAAAUGCAAUGAAAUUUUGGAAAAGAAGUGGGCCAGCAGGCGUCUGGACUCCCGGAGGAAGCUCACACCUUUAGGACCAGCCACUGCAGUGGCGGCAGCAGGUGUUCAUCCUAACACGAGGCAGGGUUUGAGAAUUAGAGAUCAUCUAAAGCAGUCUCUGCAAGAAGCACGGAAACAGCCACACAUUCCAUCCUACCAGCAGAUCAACUGUGUGGACAGCAUCAUCAGAUAUCUGGAGAGCUGUGCGACAUCUGCUCUGAAACGAAAGAGCGAAUCUUUGUCCAUAGCUACAUCAUCUUCUUCCUCCAUGUCUGAGGAAGACAAACCCGCAGCAGCCGCACAUGAAGACGAAGCUGCGCUCGAGGGCGCCGGGGCUCUGGACAGCCAGGUGUCUGCGGGCUCGGCCACGACGGCAGCGGUGGUGGGAGCGCCGCUCACAGACAUCACAAUCUCCACAGAAGCCAUGAGCGUGGUGUCCAUCACCAGUCAGUGCAGUUACAGCAGCACCAUAGUGCACGUACCCCAGCCCGAGUCAGAGGUCACUGCCUUAGAAGAUGCUCCAAUGGGUAGCGAGCCAACAGACUCCGCCCCCACCCCUGCACGCCCCGCCCCCAGCACCUCCUCAGCGGCUCAGGAGGAGUUACUCGUGGUGGGUCUUACUAAAGAGGUGCUGUCGGCCCACACGCAAAAGGAGGAGCAACAAUUCGUGGAUCGUUUCCAACAUCGAAUCCUGCAGAGUCCCUACAGCUCCUACCUCCAGCAGGACAACAGCAGCAUGGCCCAUUCUCAUCACAGAGGUGAUGUUGUGCGUCCUCCCAACAAACACAAGCGUCCCAAACCAGAAGACUCAUCCGACAGCUAUGGCUCCCUGCCGGGCAACUACUGGUCACCUCCCGGCCCCACAGGAGCGCCUCAUUCCUCCUGGCCUUCCUCAGAGUCCUCUCAGCCCCCGCGGUCCAACAUCGGCUUUGUGCCGCCCAUGGCAGUGCCCAUGCAAACGGCCCCUUACUUCACUGUGGUUGGUGCGAAUCAGCAGCCCAUGGUGGUCCAGCCUGACCAAGGUGUCCAGAACCUCCAACCCAUGCAUCCCCUGGACUCCCACACGAUGGUCCCCACUCACACACAACCCCCAAUUCCAAAUGUCACAUCAGCAGAGAUCGAACAAAUACCCUCACCACGCCAGGGCCCAGUCCUCCCAGGGUCCCCACUUUGUCAACAGGAGUCCGGGAGUGGACGACAGGAGGAUGCUCCCAGCGAGUCGGGUAACCAAGACGCCCAUUCUACCUCCAGUGAAAUGCUUGACCAGUUGCUACAGGAGGACGCCCGCUCAGGAACCGGCUCAAAUGCGUCGUGGGGCUCCGGGUCAGGACUCGGUUCUAACGGAACAUCCACCAGCCAUACAGACAGCAGCAACAGCAGCAAGUACUUCGCCAGCAACGAUUCAUCAGACACAUCGCGGAAAGCUCGCAAGUCUGCGGAGGCCCAGGAACAUGAGCGUGCGACCUUCACAAAGCACGUGGACAAUCCGUUAUGGAGCAUGAUCAAGCAGACGCCCAAACCUGUCAUGAUGACCUAUCAGAUCGGUCCCAGGGAUCCGGCGCAGGUUCUUCAGGAAGACCGGCAGAAGCUGCUUCUGAUGCAGCCCAUGCAGCCCUGGUUCACCCAGGACCAGAAGAAGGAGCUGGCCGAGGUGCAUCCCUGGAUCCAUCAGCACACCGUCCCACAGGAGAUCAACACACAGUGUUGUGUGAGUUCCACCAUGGAACCGGGCGAGGAACUGAAUCUUCAGACUGACUCUCCAAACCCUCCGACUCCUGACAGCUCCUGUCCGCAAGACUGUGCGUCUCAGGACGCCAGACCCAACACCGACACCUGACCGCAGACCCUGCUGGACCUCCGGCCUUCUGGGACUCUCAGCUGGGAAUCGUGGGAAGAGACAGACGCCCGCAUCUGCGUGCCAGUGUCUCAUAUUUCCCCCUGAAGUCACGAAAUGAGGCGAGCCCUUUGCACUGGAUCAGACCACGUCAGCGUGAGUUUGGACACCCGCAGGAGACGUACAGUGAGCAGCGGCCUUCACAUGACCAUGCAUUUCUCUCUGCUUUUCUCCGUUACAGUCCAUGUUCCCAAACAACUGUGAAUAUCAGACUAUAAUUUGGUAGUGAUGUCACCAGUGUGGGUCAAAUGUUUUUUUUGUUGUUGUUGUUUUUUUUUAAGAAAACUUUUUGUUAAUUAAUAAUGUGUCCUCUACUGAAUCUUGCAGGCUCAGGAGGGUUCAUGAAUGAGUUUCCUGACCACUUGCGCAGAUAUUAAUGCGUAUGAAUGUCCCACAUUGCUGAAACAUCCCGUGCAGUUACUAAAGAACAUAAGCAUCCACCGCCAAAAACUAAAAGCGUCUACAAAUGGAAAUGAGUGUUAUUUGGUCCAGAGCACAAAGAUCUUCAUGAUUUGGAUGAGGCCUUAAAUGAGUUUUUCCGUCAGUGUGUUUAUUUAUUUUCUGUUCUCCGUUUCAAAUGUUUCUUCCACUGUGCAUGUGACUGAACAAUGUCAAGCAGUGUCUAUUAUGGUAUGGUAUAAAACAAAAGUAAUGGUGUAAUUGGAAUAUACAGACAUUUUUCUCUUUUGUUUAUGUUAGGUUGAUAGCUGAACUUAUACCUUGGUCACAUUUCACCACAAAAUAAAAUAAAAAAGAUAUAUACAAUUUACAUUUU